Molecule: messenger RNA, 285 nt
Organism: Ostertagia ostertagi
Lineage: Eukaryota; Metazoa; Nematoda; Chromadorea; Rhabditida; Trichostrongylidae
Source: the annotation of a GenBank genome assembly
AUGCUACAAGAACAACCGCGUGCAAGCAGUACUCCAACUCCGAUCUCGGAUAGCAGUUCAUCAUUUGAGCAGUGUGAACCGGAGUUAAGUACUUUACCGGAUAGUCACGACAUGAGUGCUCACAAACACGUGGAGUACGACAUCUAUUUUGAUGAGAGAUCGACGAUUGGAAGCGAUCCGUCCUAUCAAGGAAUGACGGCCUUCGAAAGAAUUUUCGAAGAUCAACGGAGAAACAUUGCUAUAUCGCACAGCAACUACAGUCCAAUUGAGUUUGUUUUGUCGUAG